Panicum hallii is the source of this 2513-nucleotide messenger RNA. RefSeq names its product stromal 70 kDa heat shock-related protein, chloroplastic-like. The coding region runs from base 168 to 2219 and encodes 683 amino acids. Gene Ontology annotation, biological process: cellular response to unfolded protein; protein refolding. Lineage: Eukaryota; Viridiplantae; Streptophyta; Magnoliopsida; Poales; Poaceae. Gene Ontology annotation, molecular function: ATP binding; misfolded protein binding; ATP-dependent protein folding chaperone. The transcript has 8 exons. The record is from RefSeq and is a predicted model, not a curated record. Gene Ontology annotation, cellular component: chloroplast; cytoplasm.
CCCCGACCUCUCGCCAUUUCUCCCAAUCCCUCAAAAACCCCAUCGCCCACUCACUCCGAUCGACCCCAUUCCAUUCCUCUUCCUUCCUAGGGUUUCGCGAACCUUCAUCUUUGGUCAGGCAACCUCCUCAUACCUCCUCGCUCUAGCUCUCUUCACCGCUGUCGGCCAUGGCCACCACUACCUUCCCCACCUCAACCCCCUUCUUCGCGGCCCACCACGGGCCCCGCCGGAGCCGCCCCUCAGUAUCCGCCGCGGUCUACAGCCGGAGCCGCCGGUGGCGCCCGCUGCGGGUGGCGUGCGAGAAGGUGGUGGGGAUCGACCUGGGCACCACCAACUCCGCGGUGGCCGCCAUGGAGGGCGGCAAGCCCACGAUCGUCACCAACGCGGAGGGCGCGCGGACCACGCCCUCCGUCGUGGCGUACACCAAGUCCGGGGACCGCCUCGUGGGCCAGAUCGCCAAGCGCCAGGCCGUCGUUAACCCGGAGAACACAUUCUUCUCCGUCAAGCGCUUCAUCGGCCGCAAGAUGAACGAGGUCGACGAGGAGUCCAAGCAGGUCUCCUACCGCGUCAUCAGGGACGACAAUGGCAACGUCAAGCUCGACUGCCCGGCGAUUGGCAAGCAGUUCGCUGCCGAGGAGAUCUCUGCGCAGGUGCUGAGAAAGCUGGUGGAUGACGCAUCAAAGUUUUUGAAUGACAAGGUCACAAAGGCAGUGAUCACAGUUCCUGCUUACUUCAAUGACUCGCAAAGGACUGCAACAAAAGAUGCUGGCCGAAUUGCUGGCCUGGAGGUUCUGCGUAUUAUAAAUGAGCCUACGGCGGCAUCGCUAGCUUAUGGUUUUGAGAAAAAGAACAAUGAAACGAUUCUGGUUUUUGACCUUGGAGGUGGCACCUUCGAUGUUUCAGUACUUGAAGUUGGUGAUGGUGUUUUUGAGGUGCUGUCGACAUCGGGUGACACUCACCUUGGUGGUGAUGACUUCGACAAGAAAAUUGUCGACUGGCUGGCUGGAAACUUCAAGAAUGAUGAGGGUAUUGACUUGCUGAAAGAUAAGCAAGCUCUGCAGCGACUGACAGAAGCAGCUGAAAAGGCAAAGAUGGAGCUGUCAUCCCUGACCCAAACAAAUAUUAGUUUGCCUUUUAUUACAGCCACUGCAGAUGGUCCCAAGCAUAUUGAGACAACUCUUACCAGGGCUAAAUUUGAGGAGCUGUGCUCAGAUCUCCUUGAUAGGCUGAAGACCCCUGUGGACAAUGCCCUUCGAGAUGCGAAGUUGCAAUUCAAAGACAUUGAUGAGGUCAUUCUUGUUGGCGGUUCAACUAGAAUACCAGCUGUUCAAGAGAUUGUCAAGAAAAUGACAGGAAAGGACCCCAAUGUGACUGUCAAUCCGGAUGAGGUUGUUGCACUUGGAGCAGCCGUGCAGGCUGGAGUUUUGUCGGGCGAUGUCAGCGACAUUGUCCUUCUUGAUGUCACCCCUCUGUCACUUGGUUUGGAGACGCUGGGUGGUGUUAUGACCAAGAUUAUCCCAAGGAACACAACACUGCCUACCUCAAAGUCGGAAGUCUUCUCAACUGCUGCUGAUGGGCAGACAAGUGUGGAGAUCAAUGUUCUCCAAGGAGAAAGAGAGUUUGUCCGGGACAACAAGUCUCUUGGUAGUUUCCGACUUGAUGGGAUUCCUCCUGCCCCCCGUGGUGUUCCACAAAUUGAAGUCAAGUUUGACAUUGACGCCAACGGUAUCCUCUCUGUCACUGCGGUGGACAAGGGCACAGGGAAGAAGCAGGACAUCACAAUCACUGGGGCCAGCACACUGCCAAAGGAUGAGGUGGAGAGGAUGGUUGAUGAAGCUGAGAAAUUCGCGAAGGAGGACAAGGAGAAGAGAGAUGCCAUCGACACCAAGAACCAAGCUGAGUCAGUAAUCUAUCAGACUGAGAAGCAACUGAAGGAGCUCGGCGACAAGGUCCCAGGGGAAGUUAAAGGGAAGGUGGAGUCGAAGCUGCAGGAGCUCAAGGAUGCUGUUGCUGGUGGCUCCACACAGACGAUGAAGGAUGCUUUGAGUGCAUUGAACCAGGAAGUCAUGCAGCUUGGGCAGUCGCUCUACAGCCAGCAGGGUGCCCAAGGAGCUGGUCCUGCCCCAGGGGCUGACGCCACUGCUGGUUCAGCUGGUUCAUCUGAGAAGCCAGGCGAUGAAGGCGAUGUCAUUGACGCUGAUUUUACCGACAGCAAAUGAGGGGCGUGUUAGGUUUAGAUUGGGUUUGCGGGGGACUUGUAGUGCCGGAGGCAUUUGUUCCACAAGAUGGUGUAGGAUGUGUGGGGUGUACUUUUUGGUAGAUUGACACCUGAGCACUGAGGUGAGGUCGGGCAAGUUCAGAUUUGACUGUCAAAUGAAUACAUAGGCCGCCUUCUGUUUUCCUGCUUUCUUUGCUUCUGAUGAUGGCUAAUGUAAAUGGCUACCUUUUAUUGCCUAGGGAUACAGUGGAUGCUGUUGAAGUACAUAAAGUCACGAGCUUAUUAGGAAGCCCAA